Molecule: messenger RNA, 2215 nt
Organism: Drosophila biarmipes
Lineage: Eukaryota; Metazoa; Arthropoda; Insecta; Diptera; Drosophilidae
Product: long-chain-fatty-acid--CoA ligase heimdall
Exons: 2
Coding region: 12-2057 (681 amino acids)
Cellular component (GO): membrane; endoplasmic reticulum
Molecular function (GO): long-chain fatty acid-CoA ligase activity
Source: RefSeq, a predicted model, not a curated record
UCACCUUCAGUAUGACCAACCUCAAGCCAGCUUCGAGCUAUACGAGCACAUCGCUCCACGAGGCCGUCAAACUGCGCCUGGACGAGCCGGGAUCCUUGUCGAAAACGGCCGAGCCGCAGACAAUUCCGCAAUUCUUCAGGGCGGUUUGUGAGAGCCACGCGGAUCUGCCCGCCCUGGUGUGGGAAACUCCAGGGUCUGGAGUCGAUGGUUGGACCACCCUAACUUAUGGCGAGUACCAGGAGAGAGUGGAGCAGGCGGCACUGAUGCUCCUGAGCGUUGGACUCGAGGAACGCAGCUCGGUGGGCAUCCUGGCCUUCAAUUGUCCCGAAUGGUUCUUGGCAGAGUUCGGCACCUUGAAAGCUGGCGGCGUCGUGGCCGGAAUUUAUCCGAGCAACUCGGCGGAGGCCGUGUAUCACGUACUUUCCACCAGUGAAGCCUCCGUUUGCGUGGUGGACGAUGCCCAGCAGAUGGCCAAGUUGAGGGCGAUCAAGGAUCGGCUGCCAGGCCUCAAGGCGGUGAUCCAGUUGCACGGACCCUUCGAAGCCUUCGUCGACCAGGAGGCGGGAUUCUUCAGCUGGCAGAAGCUGCAGGAGCAGACCUUCUCCAACGAACUGAAGGAGGAACUGGCGGCCCGGGAGAGCAGGAUCCGUGCGAAUGAGUGUGCCAUGCUGAUCUUCACUUCGGGAACUGUGGGUAUGCCCAAGGCUGUGAUGCUGUCCCACGACAACAUCGUUUUCGAUGCCAAGUCAGCGACACUCGGACUUAAGGAAGUGCAAAUCGGCAAGGAGAGCUUUGUGAGCUAUCUGCCCCUUAGUCAUGUGGCUGCCCAGAUUUUCGACGUGUUCUUGUGCCUAACCCACGCCGGCUGUGUUACAUUUGCCGACAAGGACGCACUCAAGGGAACGCUGUUCAAGACCUUUAAAAAGGCGAGGCCGACGAAAAUGUUCGGAGUUCCGCGCGUCUUCGAGAAACUUCAGGAGCGCCUGGUGGCCGCAGAGGCCAAGGCGAGACCCUAUUCCAGAAUACUCCUGGCACGGGCUAGAGCUGUUGUGGCCGAGCACCAGACAAUGCUGAUGGCGGGAAAAUCCCCCUCCAUUUAUGGCAGUACUAAAUAUUGGCUGGCCUCUCGCAUCAUAAAACCCAUACGAGAGAUGAUUGGACUGGACAACUGCCGGGUUUUUCUGGCCGGCGGAGCACCCACCUCCGAGGAGUUGAAGCACUUCUUCCUCGGACUAGACAUGCCACUGAGCGAGUGCUAUGGGAUGUCGGAGAGCGCAGGUGCCAUCACCCUGAAUGUUCAGAUCAGCAAUUUGUACAGUGCGGGUCAGGCGUGCGAUGGACUUACUCUGAAGAUCCACGAGCCCGACUGCAAUGGCCAGGGGGAGAUCCUGAUGCGGGGCCGCAGCGUGUUCAUGGGCUACCUGGGGCUGCCGGAGAAGACGGAGGAGGCAAUCAAGGAGGACGGUUGGCUGCAUUCCGGCGACUUGGGCUACAUCGAUCCCAAGGGCAAUCUAGUGAUCUCCGGUCGACUCAAGGAGCUGAUCAUCACCGCCGGCGGUGAGAACAUUCCACCGGUGCACAUUGAGGAGCUGAUCAAGAAGGAGCUAUCCUGUGUGAGCAAUGUGCUGCUGAUUGGGGAUCAUCGCAAGUACCUGACUGUCUUGCUGUCCCUAAAGACCAAGUCCGAUAGCAAGACGGGUAUUCCCCUGGAUGCACUGCGUGAGGAGACGAUCGAGUGGCUGCGGGACUUGGACAUCCAUGAAACGCGUCUCUCCGAGCUCCUAAACAUCCCCUCCGAUCUGCAACUCCCCAGCGACUCAGCCGCCCAAGCUGCCGCUCUCGGGAUCACCGCCGAACCCAAGCUCCUGGAAGCCAUCGAAGAGGGUAUUAAGCGAGCCAACAAGCACGCCAUUUCGAACGCCCAGAAGGUCCAGAAGUUUGCCCUUAUCCCCCACGAAUUCUCUCUGGCCACCGGGGAACUUGGUCCCACACUGAAAAUCAGGCGAAAUAUUGUCCACGCUAAGUAUGCCCAAGUCAUAGAGCGUCUGUACAAGUAAAUUUACAGCUCAAGAUGAUUUCUUAGCCUAAGUUUAGAUUUUAUUACUCAAUGUUUACACUGUAAUCACUAUGGAAACACAAGUCUCUUAUAUUUAAAGACAUUAAGACUCAACAUAUUUGUUAUUAAAACGGUGCAAAUUUUAUUUUUAAAAAGAGA